AGCCUGUCUGUCAAUCGACAACCGCUCACUGUUCGGUUGGCCUCGGCUGCAUGUGCCGCGAUCGCCCUAUCAACCCAUCCACACUCACGGAAGCCGAGAAUGACCGACCAGCAAAAGCCCACCUAUAAACACAGCACCUAUCUGCCACAAUCUCGACACUCGCACCAGAAAAAGGAGUGGUGUCCGAUUUGGGAUGAGUCAGUUGGAGGGGUAGCUUGAUAGGCAACUUGAUAGGCAGAGAGGCCCGAUAGACACGGGCCAGCAAUCUGACCCUGGCGUGCAAUCAACGGAUCUGACGGGAGACUCAUGAUAAAUACACACACACACACACACACACGCGGACCGACUACGGCUGACCUAUGAAUCCCUCGCCUCGUCAAGAUGCGUCAAAGGCCAAGGGCCACAAGAAAAAUACACUGACUGCACACUGAACUAUUGACUGUACACUGAACUAUCACAAGAAUCAAUCAGUCACAAAUGCUACACACCGUGUCGCCUGCCCACAAACUCUUUCAUUGGCCCCCCCCUGAUACAACCACCCACCCAUUCGCUCAUGCACAUGGUUUGCCCUCGCAGAAGCUUGCACAAAUGCCACUGCAUUUGAGCCUAUCAUUCUCUGAAGCGCACUCUCCUAACAGCACGAGUGCGUCACACAUCUUGCAGUAACCCGCACGGUCCUUCUCGAACUCCGGGCACCCCGUGUUGGUCCGCUGCUCUGAGUUGGCCUCUGAGAGGGCCACAAAAGAGCCGAUCACUUUCGGAUUCGCCAGAGUCUCCUUAGCUUUAAUGCCUAACACGCGCUCUACAUGCGCGCACGCAUGCACACACACACACACACAGAGAGAGAGAGAGAGAGGGGUGAAAGCAUAUAAUUAGAUCCUUCACGCCUUACCACUUCGUACCAUGGUUGUUGUCGUUAGUAUGUUGCAGUGCUCGUGGAGAGGCCCCAUCUUCAGCCUCUUCUGCCUGUCCUGGUGUUGCGCUGCCAACAGGCGGCCACUGCAAUACCUCGAUCAUGUCUGCCUCAGGUUCUUCAACUUGACUAUCAGAGCCCCACCUGCCACACAGCACCCACACAAAUGAGGGACUCGUCCUAUCUAUGGACUUGCCUCUCUCCGCCCACGUACAUAAAUGCCGCACACGAUGGCACGUCCAAGUGGAUGCUCGCGUCGGAGGCCAUAUCGUAUCGACCCAAGCCGUCGACCGCCGUGAGAUUGACAUAUGUGUGCAGUGGCUCGAUCAGCCCCCAAUUCCGUGAAGACACCUCCGCCUCGACGCCGAAGCGAUUGGCAGCAAAGAGAGAGAGGCGGCUCUUGUGGGGACUCUUGACAUCAUAGUCGAUCACCAGCGUGGCGGGACGGGCAUCCUUCACGUCGCGCAAAAAGUCGGUGAAGGUGCGAUAAAGGCGGGCGGGGAUCUGCAGGGUUCGCAGGGUGGCGCCGUUGCUCUGAGUAGGCGCCAGCGCACUCAGCCACACGCACUGGCGGUUGAAUGUGCGGUCGCUGCCCUCAUUAAUGGCCGGGCCCGAACGUGGCGGCACUGCAUCGCCAAAUGCCGCAGGACACUGUCGGAUCCACAAGGGAACAUCACAGUCGUCCCGGAUCAUGACCUUCUGGAUGCCCUUCCAGACGUUCUGAUGAAGGAUCCAGCUCUCGCCCUCCCACUCGGCCGUCACAUGGUCGAUCACAUAGUCUUCCAGCUCAUCCGUCCUGGGCGACUCUUCCGCAGCCACCACAAACGCCUGCUGAGACUUGGCAUUAUCCUCGGUCUUGGGCUUGGUCAUGAUCGUCUUCAGGGCCUGAACGACGAUAGAUGCACAAUAAUGUUCGCGGCUAUGUUUCCGGUUUCGCCUGCCUCACUGACCGUGUAUGAGGCAGCUCCGCUGGAAGUGUUUCUGAAGACCUCGAUACGGUAGCGCGGCGCCGCCGUAGUGCUGUCGGCCUCCUCCUCGGCACUGCUCAUCAGGUAGAGCGUACAGUUAAGCAUCAUGAACUUCGGCUCAGACCCUGGUGAACCCCUCUUCCCCCGACACACGUUGCGCUUGGAGUCGUAGAUGGGCUCGAGGAAGACCCGCAGGUCGUUCGGUGUUCCGGUUCUCUGCCAGUUCGGGUCGUCGGUCUGCGCCGCCAGCGAGAAACACGACACAGCAACGGUCAGAAGGUGCUCUCGCUCUCUGUUCAGUGAGGAAAUGUGCUGUCUUACAAUGGCUGCCCCCCAUUUCGCGGUAUCAUCCUGCAACCGGCGGGCAUCAGAUGCAGACGACCCGCUCGUUGUUUCGUCAUCUGCCCUGAGCAAGCGAAAAACGGCCUCCUCCCCUUCCAGAGUCAAAUCAGCGUGCAAACCUGACAAACAAGAAGCAUGAAUGACACACCAUAUUGUGGUUCAUUACAUGAGCCCACCCAUGUCCACACUUUCUUACCGGUCAGGGGGAUGUUGCCGAAGUUGUCUGAGCCAUUGAAGUAGACGACGCUCUCAUUGUACUUCUUGUACGCAUCCUGUUUCCAUUCAUCCGUUCAUCCGUUCAUCGUACACUGACUGUGCUUCUUGUACCUUGAAAGAGAAGAUCUCGAGCUCGUCAGCCGGAAUCACCCGCUCCACCUCGGCCUCCACAAAUCGCAGCAGUGAGCCCAUGUCCACCGGAUUCGCUAUCUCACGGCUGAACAGCGACAAUUGGCGUCCUCGCAGACUGUCAUCAGUAGCCUUCCGGGUGGCCGUCCGGAUGCGGUCGACCUCCUUUGUUCCGACGCAAUCGUGCAGUCGUUUGGUCAGCGUCUUUUGGCUUUGAGAGAAGGAACCGCGGAAGUCCAGUAUCUUAUAGAGAUCCACAAUGGCUAGAGUCAUGAGGCGCUGGUUGCGAACGUAGUAGUCCAUCGUCGCCAUGGCGAUCUUCUUGGCGUACUCGAAUGGCGGCGUCGCCUGGCCGUUUGGCUGUGUGGGUCUGAGCGACGUCCAGUCCCAGCCAGCGCCGCUGAUGAGGGUCUCGCUCCCUGCACUCAUACAUGAAGAGGAGAACGAUGGUGAUGUCAGACGAUGUGCUGUGUGACUGUCUGUUUAAUGAUAUACGUGGGAGUUACCCAGAAAGAAGUGUCCGUGGGAUGCGAGGGCCGUUGUGACUUCGUACGACGCCAUCAGGCAUGCGUCGAAUGAAAGCAGGUCGAAGCGAAAGUCUUCCGGCAUGCCCGCGUCCUUAACGCCGUUCUGGGACAACAAGACAAGUCCAGUGACGGUCUCUGGCGUCGGACGGUCUGUAUCGCUUACUCUGAUGUUCGUUUCUAGAGCCCAGAGGUUCAUCAGCGAAUCCCAGUUGCCGUGGCUAGAAUCGCCGCCGAAACUGCACACCAUCCACACAUGCCUCUCGAUACGCGCCUUGCCGUUCACCGUGAUUUACCCUUUCCGACCGACGCCAUGAUCCCAAAAAGUGAGCGCGUAAUGCUCUGCAGGAAAGUCCUUCAACGCAUCCGCGAUGAAGUCCUUCAUAUCACACACACAAGCAAGGAAGGAAGGAAGGAAGGAAUGGGCACGUGCCGAUGGGUUGUCAUCUCGCUCACCCGCAGCACUUUGCCGUCGUCCAUGUUGCUUUCGCCCCAGUCCCUUUUGAGCAGCCAGCGACGCCGGCUGGUGCUGUUCUCGUUCUCGUACGGGUCGCCGAUCAUCAAGAGCUCGUAAGCCCCGGAAAACUGCUGCCUCACCUGAACGAACCGUCGCCAUUCAAAUGCAAAAGAUGACAGGCAUCCAUGUUCGUUUUUCAUAUGAGGAUGGGUGGACGUGCGUGCAUACAUACCUCUCUGGCAUUGACCUCUGGGGUCGCCUCUGGACAGAUGACCAUCUGGUGGAUCGCUCUAUGAGACGAAUCGUCCACCUCAGGGUCGGCGCGGUCGACGAGCACCAGCAGGUUGAUGUCGCUCUUGGGGAUCUGCAGCAUCUCCUUUAAGUCACUCAUGGCGUAGCCCUCCAAGUUGUUGUCCUGAUGGCGCGUGCGCACACACAUACGCACACACACACAGACGAAGAACGAGCGUCGUCUCCCUGACAUGGCGUUGUUGGCGACGUCCGUCUCACUUACCGCGUUCAUAUACACGAGAUGCGUCCAGUGUGCCUUCCUCAUGCUGCCGAGGCGCUCCGCCACCCCCGUACAGAAAGUGGGCGGCCUCAGCUGGUACGCCCAUGCGGGACUGUCGCAUUCAGGCAAUCUAUACGAGCCACUUGCCGACUGGUCGGCACAAUCUUCCUUUGAGUGGAUCCGGCACGCGGGCUUAUCGUCUGACGACCGCUUCCGGCACUCGUUGGUACACCGGCAUCCACCAUUGGUGAAGACCUGCUCGAUGCCCCCCUCGACGCACGCAUCGUAGUACUGCCCAAAGGUGGGCCCCAGGCACUUGCAUGGGCCCUUGUCGCAGUCCUCCUGCAGAACGGUGCAGAAGCGCUCCAGACCGGGGAUGUCGGCGCCCUCCUUCUGGCAGCUCCUCUCGAUGCAUACACAGCCGGUGAGGGAGAACAAGACGGUCCGUGCCGCGCACUCGUCGGGCUCGCACGUCUCCACGCCGAGCUGUGCUGCAGGUGCUGGUGGGUCAGCUGGAUCUUGGACUGGUGGGUCAGCUGGAUCUUGGACGGGGGGGAGCUGUGCUGGAUCUUGGGGGGGGAGCUGUGCUGGAUCUUGGACUGGUGGGUCAGCUGGAUCUUGGACGGGGUCCAGUGCUGACGAUGGUUGGUACCGACCUUGGAAGCACUCGUCGUUGUCUCCGCGGACGUAGUUCUCUGCACACACGCACUUGCCCACCCCGCUGCCGGCGCCCCGCUCGCCCUCGGGGAUCCGCUGAACCUGCACACACACACACACAGACCAACGACACACACAGACGGACAUCCAUGUGCGCAUCUCUUUGUGUGUGUGGUUGGUUUGGUCCUUUACCUCGCAGACUUCGUUCUCCUCUUCUGAGCAUUCGAUCGUCGAACACAAAGACUCACAGCGACCGAACCUGCACACAGAUAAUACACAACACACGGACAUGCCUCCAUGCAGUCCAUUCAUCCAUGUGUGGGUAUGUGUGAGCUGACCCGUCGUCUUGCGAUUGGCAGGUCUCGUUCCAUUUGCAAUAUGCAGCCAGACCAGUGCACUCUAGACCUGCACACCAUCACACAGACACACAAUCUCACCCACAUCCGAGUGUCCUUUUGUCACACGCACCAGGUUCGCAGUCGCCGCCGUCGAAUUCGCAUUCAUAAUUGUAGCACUCAAAGUCGCACACCGUGUCAUUAAACCACUUCAAAUCACGGCAAUCCCCAAAGCAGCCGGAGGGAAUCGGCGAUGCUGGGGCUGACACACCCAACACACACACACACACACACAGAUGCAUGAGUACGUGUACUUGCCUGUGGGUCUGUAUUUGUGUAUUUCGUACCUUGCAGCCGCCGCCUGCGCUGUGUGAUCUUCCUCAUGUGACUGCUGCCACCGCCCCGCCUGGCCUGUCUGCCCGGCAUGCACACGACCAGCAAGCCGAGCACAGCGAUGCCACACACAACAACCGAAAAAAGCACCAGUCGCGACAUAUCUGAUCUGCGACGAGUGUAUCAAUGAAGGAAGGAGUGGGUGAACGAGUGAUGGACAGAGAAGAGAAAAAAAC
Messenger RNA from Vitrella brassicaformis, 5621 nucleotides. The record is from the annotation of a GenBank genome assembly. NCBI's taxonomy places the organism in Eukaryota, Vitrellaceae.